Naegleria fowleri is the source of this 1056-nucleotide messenger RNA. RefSeq lists its product as uncharacterized. The coding region runs from base 1 to 1056 and encodes 351 amino acids. NCBI's taxonomy places the organism in Eukaryota, Heterolobosea, Eutetramitea, Acrasida, Naegleriidae. Gene Ontology annotation, cellular component: cytosol; nucleus. Gene Ontology annotation, biological process: endoplasmic reticulum unfolded protein response; protein deubiquitination. The record is from RefSeq and is a predicted model, not a curated record. Gene Ontology annotation, molecular function: cysteine-type deubiquitinase activity. The transcript has a single exon.
AUGCUUCGCAUACGCUUGCCGUCUGGUCAAAUGAAUCUGAAGGGAGUUGACUUUCAAAACUCCACUGUUGAAUGGCUCAAGUCGGAAAUACAGAAGGAAAGCAAAAUUCCACUGCUAAAACAAAAACUCAAAUGUGGAUUUCCACCACAAGAAGUUACUGGGCAAUCAGAUCAAGAAUUAUUUAAUUCAAAAAAGCUUUCGGAGAUUGGCUUAAAAUCGGGAGAAAGUUUGAUCGUGGAAGAAACAAACGAAUACUCUCAGGCAAAACAACCCAUUUCCUAUCAAUUAGCGUCAGCAUCUAUGGGCAAUCAUGACGUUGUGGAUCUUACUGCUGACUCCACCAACAUUGUACAAUUAAAACCAGAACAAUAUUCCGACUGUCCAGCACGACCACACGAUUUGCAAUCCUUUGAUUCCUCUUUGAUUUCAGAUUGUGUUGCUAUUAAACGAGUCAUUCCAGCAGAUAAUUCGUGCCUGUUUAAUGCCUUGGCUUAUUGCCUGGAAGGAAGCAGAGCAAGAAAAAACAAAAGAGCCCGAGCCUUGAGAAGAGUUGUGAGGGAUUGGAUUAUGAAACAUCCGUUUUAUUUCAAUGAAGCCAUAUUGGGAAAACCCACCAAAGAAUAUUGUGAUUGGAUAAUGAAAGACGAUUCAUGGGGAGGAUCUAUUGAAUUAUUAAUUUUGUCCCAGUUCUACAACAUUAGAAUUGAAAGCUUUGAUGUCACAGCCAAUAGAAGAGAUGUCUAUGGUGAAGGAGACUCUACUAUUACUUCAAAAAUUUUCCUUAUUUAUGAUGGUAUCCACUAUGAUGCGUUUGCUUUCAAUCCUGUUCCAUCUGGACCUGAAGAAUUAGAUAUUACCAUUGUACCUGCUAACGAAGAGAUUUCUUCUAAAAAAGCAUUCGACCAUGUAAAACAAUUGCACGAACAGCAUCAAUUUACAGACACUGCCAGCUUCACUUUAAAGUGUUUGCAAUGUGGAGAAUUUUUGAAAGGAGAAAAGGAGGCCACACUUCAUGCAAAGAAAACUGGUCAUACAAGCUUUGGUGAAAAGAGAUAA